AUGGUAGGGACAGUUUGGUUGGUCGCUCUUUUCAGCCUAUUUUCAGCAGCUUACUCUGCAAAAUAUGAAUGCCAAGGUGUUGCUCAGUACGGGCUAACGUUUUAUGGCAUGUGGAGCAACAUGACGCAUCCAAAUGCUUUUCCUUUUACCCCCAAGAUCGGCCGUUUUUCGCCUCUGGUCGGAGCUUCGCUCAGAUCUGACCCUUUGUGGAUGUCGGGAAUGCCUGCUUCUCAAGGAGUCAAAAAUGUUGCUGAAACUGGUAAGUAACAUUCUGCUUAAUUUUGAGACGAACGAAAUUGAAUUCAAAAAGAAGAAACUUUAAGAGGUCGGUGAACUGAAUUCAAAAUUUUCACUGAACAGUAGUGCGGGCUCUUAUAGAAGGCCUCGCUUGUUUCAUGACGAGUCACAAAACCAUGGGUGCUUGCGUCAACUCCUCACUGUCUUUUACUAGGGAGUUUUAGACGUCACGGUGGCUGCGGCAACGAAAACUUCAAAAAAGCAAUAGUUUAGAUGGGCAAAACAACAACUUUGCACGUGCGUCACACUUUUGAUACAUCUCAUUGCCGUCACUGCGGGCCAACCACGUGAGAGUUUCUAUAUUUAACGUAUUAUCGAACUAAACAAACCCGGCGACAAAUUUAUCUUUCUCUUGGUUUUGAAAUUGGAUAUUUUCUCAGGAAUUCAUCUCCAGUAGAGUCCAUCUACAGUUUUUGACAAAAUGAGGAAGUUGGGAUAAUCGCACUAAAGCGGUAAACAUCCGGUUGACGUGUGUCGCUCUAAAACGUCUUUACUCUGUACAUGUGCUUUCACUGAUUAUUGUAAAAGUAAAUAGGUUACUACGGUAACAAUGAAUACGCUACAGUAUCUUAAACUCCGUAUUGCUUUAGUGCUUACAGUGAAACUGUGGCUCAACUAGGAACUGAACCUGGGCCUACAGACUACUAGUCUGAUGCCUAGAAAACUCGGCCACUUAACCAAACUAUUUCUCCGAUGGCGGUAUUUUUAGCAAUACAAAUCACCUUUCGAGGGUGAUACCGACACUUUCUGUGAUCCGGCUUCAGUGUCUGUAUUAACGGGCUUUGGUUGGAGUAUUGUUUUUAUAAUUUGGGAACAGGAAAAAAACACAACUAAGGAAAUGAGUGGGAAAGUGGUUCAGCCUGCUCUUGUACCAAGUACACUUACGGAAAUUUCCUGAAUCUGUAGACCGUUUUCAAAACGGCUCUACCGGGAUAGCAUUAGCUACUUUGGACAACCUGCAACACAAGCUGAUUAAGGCGUUUUCAAAAGGGAUGGAUCUUAAAUAGCCUGAAAAACCAACCGCCGUUUCAUCGGCUUAAGCCAUCAAUAUGGCUGGCGUGAUGAAACACUUAAUUUUGAAGUGAUAUCGAAGAAGUCAAAGCCUGUUUACGCUCGCAUUGCGCAUUCUCUCGAUGCCGAGAAUAUGGAAUGCCAUUGAUGGAAUGCCAUAUUUUGGGAGAUGUAAACUGUAAUGUGGGAGCGUCCACUUAGGAUCGCAAAACAACGUGCAUCACUGAGCUCUAAAUCAACUAAUUAGUGAACCAACUCGAUCUAAUAUUCACUAAUGAAUAUUAGAUAAAAUAACUUUAAAGCAUGUUUCAGUUUUCUAUGAGUUUACCGGCACAAUAAACAGUAGGUUUUCAACCAAUCAAAAGGCGCGUACUCAAUAAACGGUCUUGCUCCAGAUUACUUGAGCAACCUUUUUACUCAGACCGUGAUAGUGUCACCUCAUAUUCGCUAAGAGACACUGACAGCAAACUGGCUCCGAUUCCUCAGCCCCACACAAACUACCUAAAAAAGAGCUAUUAAUAGCUAUAGGGGUGCAGUGCUGUGGAAUAGCCUCCCAAUCGAGUUGCGGCGGGCAGAUACUCUGCAAAGUUUUAAAGCGGGUUACACUUGCCAAUUUUUAUCUCAUAGUUAAGUUUUGUUUUAGCUACGCAUUUAACUGAACUUCGUGCCUACCAAUUCUCAUUUUUUAGUUCCAUUUUUCAUUAGGCAACUCAGCCGUGCUGGAGCAAGAAAUAAUGCAACGCAUCAUGUCUGCCAAGACAGCCUGGAAACAGAUCAAGUCCGGUAAUAUGACAAUUAGCGGCACAGAAAGCGUGAUGAACAUCGAAGUCGAGGUCACAAAGGACUUUCCUUAUGUGUCUCUUGUUACCAUGCUCGCUCCAUCUCCUGAUUGGUUCACCGGGAUCAUGAAAGUAUCUCUUUGCAACGCCUCGAGUGGAAUGUGGAUGGACAGCUGGACAAUUGAUGAUAUACAACCCUGGGAUGCCGGUACUGAUGAUGGGGCAACAUUCGAUGCUGCAAAUACCGCUACCACGCCACCCGGCUAUAUUACCCAGAUUACUAGAAAUGCACCGCCAACCAAUUUUAUGUAUCUUGCCGCGUCAGCAAUACCAACACUGGGAAAGAUGAUGUUCGUGAGACAAAACAAACCAACCAUGAAUCAAUGCAGUGGCAUGUACUACUACACAGUCAAGUUUGAAGCGAAGUGGUCACAGGCUACCCACCCCAAUGGAUUCCCAAGCGGAGCCCACUUUUCUCCUCUUGUCAUUGCUACACACUCAUACAAAUACAAAAUGUGGAGUGAUAUGACCAGAGCCUCACCGGGUGUCAAAGAAGUUGCAGAAAUAGGUGGGUCAAUUUUUCCCAUUACUUACAAGGGAGAAUAAUAAGUUAAAGAAGGAAAACGCCUAUUCUAACACCUCUGUUAUAGAUAUGUGAAUUUCACCAAAGUUAUUUUUAGUCCAAUUAAAUCCUUGAAAUUUACCGGAAGUUGGUUUUCGGAGAGGUCAGCAAACGUUUAUUCAGCGUUGUCAAUCGCCAUUACAAUAUUCUAAAUUAUUUUCUCUGAGCCAGUCGCUCGUAUCCUGGUUCCACAGGUCUGUUCUCGCGAGAAAUACCUAAGAUGAAGAAUAGAUCGUAAUCAAGUCGCGCGUGGACUUGAUUACGUUUCAAACAAUCGAUUAAAAUGUGCGUAUGUCUCAGGAAUUAGACUUCCGUUUAUUUGUAGCCUCUAAAAAUAAGAAAAAUGCGCAAUUCACAUAUCCUGGCCAACGCACUAAUAUUCACUCUCCGUUGUUUCAUUAUUAUUUCGUAUUACGAGUUCAACUUUUCUCGGGAUUACACUGAUCAGGGUAUGCGGAGGAGAAAAAAUAUACCGUGUAAAUUAGACAAAUGUAAGCCCCUAGGAGUAAUAAAGUUAAUUUUACGUGGUUGCACUGAUUAAGGAUUGCAAACCUCCAAUUCACCCUUGUACUUUUUUUUUGUCUCACUUACAAAUAAUAAAUUUGCUUUUAUUUUCCAUUAACAGGAGCGGAAGGAACAUUGUAUAGCGAAGUUAUGAUGAUGAAAAAGCCCGGUUUUGUCUCCAAUGUCUAUAAAACCGGGGCGGUAAGCACUCCAGGUGGCUACACGAGCACAAAAAUCAUGGUGCAAAACAUGUACUCCAUGGUCUCUCUAAUCACCAUGAUCGCACCUUCACCUGAUUGGUUCGUUGGAGUUGACAGCUAUGAUCUCUGUGGAAUGAAUGGAUGGAAAGAAACCGUGACGAUGGACCUGCUCCCGUGGGAUGCUGGGACGGAGAAUGGACUAACCUACAGUUUAGAUAACGCGGCGACUAUGCCUGUUGACGUCAUCAUGCGUAUCACCCCAAAUAGUAAUUCUGAGAUAGGCGCACAUGCCAAUAUAACCUUUGCUACGGUCACUUUCACGCGCGGAGAAAUGAUAACAGCAACGACAACGGCACGAACAACGACAACGGUACGAGCAACGACGACGGUACGAGCAACGACGACGGAGAGAACAACUACAACUGAUAGCAGUGCCCGAGGCUUGUCGGCCGACCUUUUUGCCAUCCUGUCUGUCUCGUUGCUUGCAAUCUUUGGCGUGCUGUACUAG
Porites lobata is the source of this 3921-nucleotide messenger RNA. The record is from the annotation of a GenBank genome assembly. Lineage: Eukaryota; Metazoa; Cnidaria; Anthozoa; Scleractinia; Poritidae.